Messenger RNA from Notodromas monacha, 411 nucleotides. NCBI's taxonomy places the organism in Eukaryota, Metazoa, Arthropoda, Ostracoda, Podocopida, Cyprididae. The record is from the annotation of a GenBank genome assembly.
AUGAGCUUGAAACUCAAUAGGCGCGUCCUGGGACGCGCCAAAAAACAAGAGGAAGAAAAUCCCCUAACUGGGGUGAAGCAAGAUGAGGCAGUCGUAAAAUCCACAAAAUUGAAAGAGAAGGAAAGAAAAUCCCGACAACCAGGUAUUUGUAUCCUAUUCUCUCCUUCCACCAUUGGUGACCUGAGCGCUGUCGCGGACCGAAGCGACGCAGCUCCAGCAUCCGGUGGAAACCGGACCCCAGAACUUGUUGGAUUUCCGAGGCCAACUUUUGAGGGAAACGACAAUACGUAUUUGAGGAAGAAGAAUGUGAUAAAUCCGCCGUUCAUGGCGACAAAAAUUCGGAUCAGGCCCUAUUCGAAUCACCAGAGAACCGUGUGCAUGAGAGUGGAAUUCUACGGGUGCAACUACACA